Symbiodinium sp. CCMP2592 is the source of this 1500-nucleotide messenger RNA. Lineage: Eukaryota; Dinophyceae; Suessiales; Symbiodiniaceae. The record is from the annotation of a GenBank genome assembly.
AUGGACAGGACAAAGAUGCGCCUCCUGACGCUGGUGAUCGUAGCGGUCAAGACCAAGACUAGAAGCAUGCACGACUUCCUGCUUUUCUCGGCUCAAAGCAGUCGGCAUGUCAAAUGUAAGUCGGACUUGCCUUGCGCUGGCCUGUCAGUCAAGACAGACUGCAAUAGAAUGCAGAUGCCUGGGACAAAGCCGCCCUUCACUGCUGGUUGGCAAGUUGCCCUCCUCAUCUUCCUGUUGAUGCAGACCACACACGCGCAAGGGAACAUCCAGUUUGGCAGCUACACUGAGGCGGAAGAGCUGCAAUGUGUCCUUCGGAGUGGAGAUGCUGGAGAUCCGCUGCUGGGUAUUGAGCUGCUCACGCUCAGGAACGACCGGGCAGGGCUGCCUUUCUACCUAGCUAGAGGAAAGUUUCUUUUCGAUGACAUGAAUUUCAGCCGCAUUGGUAGCUUCGAGUUUGCUGCGGUACCGUCUGGAGGCAUGGCGGUGAAUCCGGUGACAAAUGUGUUUGCGGUAAUUUCUUCGCAGACGCUGUAUGUCUUGGACACGGAGACCGGGGCAGAAAUCCGGACUUUGGAUGUCAGCGGAUUUGGCAACCUUGGAAACCUUGAGUUCGACAUGAAAACGCAAAAGAUGUAUGGCCAGUACUGGGAUGGGGAACAGGAGCACUUCGUGGAAGUUGAUUAUGAGCGAAACACUACACAAAGCAUUGCCACCAUCAAUCUGCGAUCCAAGAUGUCCUCGACUCGUGCAAUUGACUACAUUGCAGGCCGCUUCUACCUCGUAGCUGACAAUCAGCAGCUUCUUGGCCUAAGCCUCGAAACAGGGGAGGAGGUUACUCGGAAGACUCUGUCAAGGUCGAUUGGAAAUGGUGGGAUCUUCUUCGACGGGGCCACUCAAAAGCUGCGUGCCCUCUGCAGACCCUUCGAUGAUUCCUCCGACUUCGCCCUCUGCAUCAUCGACCCCAGCACUGGAGAAGUGCGAGCCACUUCUGAUGAUGCCGAGCGGAUUUCGGCGAUUGCCAUGGCUGACAAUGCCUACGACUCCGCAAACCAGAUGUAUUUCUUUAGAGAGCCAGCCGGGCUUGUCGUGUUCAAUGCAAACACUGGGAAGCGAAUUGCAGGACCAUUUACAUCCGUAAAUGCAGCCUCGCUAACUGUAAUCCCCAGGUGCGAGUGCUGUGUUGUUUCGGACCUGGCCAAUACUUCCAACAUUGUUGCGGACCUGGCCAAUGAUUCAAUCGCUGGGCGGCAGCUUCAGCACAGCUCUGGCAGCUUCGCUGCAUGCAAUGAGAACACUGUAGUUUCAGCGACGAGCCGUCCAGAGCAGCAGAAGCUCGGCGUCCUUGCCGUGCUUGGCGGCUUAGCGCAGUUGUACAACUUGGCGAAGACCAGAAGGCCUAUCAUCUCGACGGAUAUUCUCCACGGCACUGCGGAGCUCUUCUACGACGUCUAUGACUCCUUGCACAGCAAGUUCUUGAAGGCACACAUCGACAAGCCUUGA